AUGGAGUACAACAUCCCUCCUACCAGCAACCAUACCUCAUCAACAGCGUCAUCUUCGAAGGCGAAAAAAAAGAGCGGGAAGAAAAGCAAGGGAGGAGUGAAGCUUUCCACUGAUCCACAGAGCGUGGCGGCUCGAGAACGAAGGCAUCGAAUCAGCGAUCGGUUCAAGAUCUUGCAGAGCAUGGUCCCUGGUGGGAGUAAGAUGGACACAGUGUCCAUGUUGGAGGAAGCGAUCCAUUACGUGAAAUUUCUGAAAACUCAGAUAUGGCUCCACCAAACCAUGAUCAGCUCUGUUGACGAUGACCUUCCACUUCCCAACCAUGAACAGUUCACUUCGUUUCAACAAAACCCAUCAUCUUCUUCUUCCGUGGGUUCUGUGCAGAAUUUGACACAGAUACCACUGGAACAGUAUUGCUGCUUCCAAAAUGAAGCGGCAACAACAAUAUUGAACGCCGAUAUGAACUAUUGGCCAGCGUAG
Messenger RNA from Prosopis cineraria, 477 nucleotides. Its product is annotated as transcription factor LAX PANICLE 1-like. Gene Ontology annotation, biological process: regulation of DNA-templated transcription. Gene Ontology annotation, molecular function: DNA-binding transcription factor activity; protein dimerization activity. The transcript has a single exon. NCBI's taxonomy places the organism in Eukaryota, Viridiplantae, Streptophyta, Magnoliopsida, Fabales, Fabaceae. Bases 1 to 477 code for a protein of 158 amino acids. The record is from RefSeq and is a predicted model, not a curated record.